This is a messenger RNA of Fonsecaea erecta, 1242 nucleotides long. RefSeq lists its product as hypothetical. The coding region runs from base 1 to 1242 and encodes 413 amino acids. The transcript is spliced from 3 exons. Gene Ontology annotation, cellular component: fungal-type vacuole. The record is from RefSeq and is a predicted model, not a curated record. Lineage: Eukaryota; Fungi; Ascomycota; Eurotiomycetes; Chaetothyriales; Herpotrichiellaceae. Gene Ontology annotation, biological process: proteolysis. Gene Ontology annotation, molecular function: aspartic-type endopeptidase activity.
AUGAACUCCUCGGCGACCAGACUGACACUCUUCACCACCUUGUUCUUGCUCGUCUGUUACUUUCCCACUGCGCCGCAUGGAAGCGGCGUGGAAGCUUCGGAGUAUCGCAGCUUCCCAGUCGCUCCCCACACCCUACCGAUGAAGACUGUCCAACGAGGCUCUCCUAGAUCAAAGCAUCGGCGCCAGUCGGAAGUCCUCUUCGACCCAGGAUACGAGAGUCACUUCUUGAUUGAAGUUUCUCUGGGCAGUCAGUCCGUCGGCCUGCUGGUUGAUACGGGCAGCUCCGACACCUGGGCCGUCAAGGCCGGGUUUGACUGCGACCCGGGCUUUCGCUGUGACUUUGGGGACGCCAUCACGGUCGACAAGGCCUUUGAACUCCUUCCCGAUGCCGAAUUCGUCAUCAACUACCUCGACACGUCCUACGCGAGUGGCCCCCUGGCCAAUACCAGCGUGGAGAUUGCUGGUCUCACCGUGCCAGAGCAGACCAUCGGUCUCGCAGACGAGCUUGGUUUCGUCGGGGACGGCGUGAUGACUGGCCUCAUCGGCCUGGCCUACCCGUGCCUGACUUCCGCACUCAAGAGCGGACAACGCGCGAUCUACUCGUCGAUCAUCAACACCAUCUUCUACGAAGGUCUGACCGAGCCACUGUUCUCCAUGGCCAUCUCCCGCGACGCGUCCGAGACCGGCUUUGGCGGCUACCUGACCAUCGGCGGCGUGCCCGUCCGGUCAGAUCCCAGAAUCAACGCGUUGGGAGAGUACGGUUCCGCCCCGCUCAAGCUCAACCCUGAAGUCCUCGGAUGUGGCAAUUAUCUCACCCACUACACCAUCAUUCCCGACGGGUUCGCCUGGUCCGACACCUCGGGCGACUCGGGGGGCCGGAAUGUUACGCCGGCGCUGUACAUUGUCGACUCUGGGUCCACGCUGUCACGGUUCCCGCCCGCGAUCGCGAAGGCCGUCAACGCCCUCUUCGACCCGCCGGCCCAGCUCAACGCGCAGGGCUUGUACGUGGUGCCCUGUGACGCGACCCUGCCGCGACUGUCGCUCUUCGUCGACGGCGUCGAGCUGCCCAUCAACCCGAUCGACUUGAUCUGGUUCUCAGGCUCCAAAUGUCUCUCGGGCGUCCAGAGCAUACAGGGAACCAGCCGCGUCGGCAUUAUUGGCGACAGCCUCAUGCGCAGCCUGUUGGUCGUCUUUGACUGGGGUGAGAAGAUGGUCCAUUUUGCCAGUCGGCCAAAGACAUGA